Asparagus officinalis (garden asparagus) is the source of this 1122-nucleotide messenger RNA. RefSeq names its product BAG family molecular chaperone regulator 5, mitochondrial. The record is from RefSeq and is a predicted model, not a curated record. Gene Ontology annotation, molecular function: protein-folding chaperone binding. The coding region runs from base 79 to 672 and encodes 197 amino acids. Gene Ontology annotation, biological process: protein folding. The transcript has a single exon. Gene Ontology annotation, cellular component: plasmodesma. Lineage: Eukaryota; Viridiplantae; Streptophyta; Magnoliopsida; Asparagales; Asparagaceae.
ACCCCUCUAGAAUCCUACACUCCUUGACAUGUCCACAAAACAAACCUCUCCCCACUCACCCCGUCGAAUCUCACCCCGAUGAGCUCCUUCUCCUACCACCUUUACCAAAAUGACCAAAAUGCCCCCGUCUCCGUCCCAAUCCAGUCCCCCUCGACCCCAACACUAACCCCAGUCCCAAUCCAUUACCCGACCUCGAUCCUCACUUCCGCCGCCACCAAGAUCCAAUCCCGCUACCGCUCUCACCUCAUCCGAACCCUGCUCCUCAAAAUCCGCUCGGUUAACUCCCAAACCGAUCGAUUCCAGCGCUUGAUCCAGCAGCAAGAAACGGUGGACUCCGUUCGCAGCAGCGAGAGGGAGAGGAUCAAGUUGAACGAGGAGCUGAUGGCGCUUCUGCUGAAGCUGGAUUCUGUGCCUGGGUGCUUUGAUCCUAAUGUGAGGGAGCUGAGGAGGAGGGCUAGCCGUCGGAUCGUGGAGCUGCAGGAGAUUCUUGAUGGGGUUGUAGGGGAGAAGGUUGACGAUGUGGGGUUUGAGAGCUUGCCGAGGAGUUGGGGGGAAUUAUUGGAGAAGGUUUGGGCAAAAGAGGAAAAUGAGAGGGGAGAUGUUAGGAGAGGUAAGGGAUGCUUCUGUUGCAAGGGGAUGAGGUGCUUGGAGGAGCUUGUUAGGGAGAUGUGAAGGAUGUGAGGAAUGAGGUGCUUUUGGGAAAUUUGGUUGGUGAAAAUGCAUGUGGUUACUCAUAGUAAAUGUAAGUUUUUAUAGAUAGAUAUUGACUAAUUAUGUAAAUCCUUUACUCCCUGUUUGGAUUGAGGGUAGAGAAGGUAAGGGGAAGGGAAAUUUUUGUUUACCUUUGUUUGAGAGUUCCAUUGAGAAGGCUAGAAGAGGGGAAUGUGGGGGAAAUUUGAACUAAAAUUUUAGCACCCAAAUUGGGGGGUAAAGGAGGGGAAGGGAAGGAAGGAAAAAAUUUCCCUUCCUUCCCUUGCCUUAGUCAUCUCCCAAACACAUCAUUAGUAUAAUGACGCCUUAAUGUUGAAUAUUGAGGGGAACCAAUUAUUUAAUUGAAAUAAGAUGCAUAUAAUGUCAAGGAAAAACUUUUAAUGGUUCAUAUUGGACUGAUCGCAUUAAUGA